AUGAUACUCCUCGCCUUUAUCUGUGGAGCGCUGUGGGUAAUAUGGUCGGUUGCUUCCUUCUUGAUGUACCGCCCUCGCCAGAUUAGCGGGGCAACGGUGGUUGUCACGGGUGCCUGCACUGAGAUGGGGCGGCGCCUCUGCAUGCAGCUCUACGCCCGCGGCGCGCGUGUCAUUGCAUGGGACUACAGUAAAAUAAAACUGCAAGAGCUGCAGGCAGAUGUUCUCAAGGCCACAAAGGAAGCUGAAAGCCUCGAUGCCGCGGGCCUGCCGGACGGUGGCCGCGCUGCUGGCUCGUUUCACAGUGGUGCCUUUGUUGUCAUGACUGUGGAUGUAUCCUCGCGGCUGCAGGUGCAACGUGCGGCCAAGGAGCUGGAUGGCCCACUUGACAUGAUCGUGCACGCUGCUCACACGUACCCGUCCAAGCGGCUCUGCGACCGCGCCGACGACUCCGCGGAGCGCCUCAUUCAGACAAACCUACUGUCCCCGCUCAUGGUGGUGCGUCAGCUGUUACCUCUGUUGUUGUCCGCCUCGAACUCGUCUUCGAAUGCAGGUGGACUACACAAAGCGGCGCAGCGGCGUGGUGACUAUGCCCAGGUGGUCACCCUUGUCUCCGCUGCCGCCAACUACACCCUCUCCUCAGACAGCCCCGAGUAUGCGGCAUCGCAGUGGGGCAUGGUAGGCAUGCACUACUCGAUGCGGGAGUGGAUCUUCCAGCAGCGGUGCGAGUACAUGACUGGUAGUGGCAGUGGUGCACCAUCAGAGACAAAGACGACGGCAGCGGCAGGGUCUCGCACGCGCCGCCCGGCACGAGAGGUGCGGACGACGCUCCUCUGCUUGAACGAGAUUCAGUACGGUGUGCCAACGGUGAUGAACUCUCUCAUGUCGAGCUCGCCCGGCGUGUCCACUACGGUGCGGGCAACGUCGCCCACGAUGUCAUCCUCAUCGGCAGUGAGCCCCGAGAGUGAGGAAGGUGGCAGCAUAGGCUCGCGGGGGUGGUCGGCGUCGACUUACCGCGACUCCUACACUCAACUCCUGCAGAAGCGCAACGUGGAGCUUGACAAGGCGGCGGCGUGCUGUGUGAGGGCCAUAUGUAGAGGACAGGAGCGCUACUGCUACACUUCGGCGUGGGCGACAACCGUCGUCUACCCGUUACUGAUGGCGUGCCCGGUGCCCUGGGCGAUUCGGCUGCUUCGCUGGAUACAGCACACGCCAGCGGCGGCAGAGAACUAG
Molecule: messenger RNA, 1230 nt
Organism: Leishmania major strain Friedlin
Lineage: Eukaryota; Euglenozoa; Kinetoplastea; Trypanosomatida; Trypanosomatidae
Exons: 1
Coding region: 1-1230 (409 amino acids)
Molecular function (GO): oxidoreductase activity, acting on the CH-OH group of donors, NAD or NADP as acceptor
Source: RefSeq, a predicted model, not a curated record